Molecule: messenger RNA, 4907 nt
Organism: Penaeus monodon (black tiger shrimp)
Lineage: Eukaryota; Metazoa; Arthropoda; Malacostraca; Decapoda; Penaeidae
Product: trithorax group protein osa-like
Exons: 6
Coding region: 277-2766 (829 amino acids)
Source: RefSeq, a predicted model, not a curated record
CGCCGCCGGAGCAUCGCCUCCGAACGAAGUGUUGGGAUCGAGAAGCCAGUGUCAAUAAUAACGAAUUUCCGAGCUGGUCUUUUUUCCGCUAUUUAACCUCCUUCACUCGCUCUGUCCACGCCCCCCUUGCGACGGAGAGGAGGAGGAUAAGUGAGGAUCAUUAGGAAGCGAGAAAAGGCUGAGAAAGAGGCGAGAAAUCGGCGUGAUAGCAGCGAGAAAGAGCGGAGUGCGGAGGACGCGUGAAACACACACGCGAGGGAGAGAAAUGCCCAGCAAAUGACACAGUCGACAGGCAAGAUGGACAGUAGCAUGUAUUACCAGUACAACCGAUUUGCUGACAAGAGCAAAUCGGAGCAUGAAGGCUAUGCAACAGCUCCUCCAGUAACGAACACAGUGCAGAAUUCAAGUCAAUUUGGCAAAUUUGGGGGGACCACAAUGCAGAGGCAAUUGCAGUAUCAAGGUUCGUACAAUUCGAUGGACACCCAUGACUCCAGUCAGUCCAACAAAUUUGGAAAUACAUCCCAGAGGCCACAGCAGUAUAGUGAGUCUGGUGAUGCCAGCAAAACAGAUGCAUCCCAGACAGAGAGGUAUGGAAGUGGAUCUCAGAAGCAAGGACAGUAUGAUACAUCAUAUGAAAUGAUGGACAUGCAGAAUUCAAAUAGGUAUGGGACUGGCUAUGGAAACCCGUACAUGAUGGGCGGCUACUACGACGACUAUGGGCAUUCAGGGUAUUAUAGUGACUACGGGAUGUACAGUGGCUAUGGCUAUUCACAUCCAUCUGAAAGGUAUGGAGAGAUGGAUUACUAUGGUUCAGGUAUGCAGGAAGGUUAUGGAAGCUCCAGUCAGUCUGGGAACUAUGGAACUGGGACUCAGUCAAAUAAUAAGUUUGGCACUAAGGACCAGUCUGAGGAAUAUGGAAGUUAUAUGACUAAUAGGUUUACAAAUAAAACCCAAAGUGAGAACUAUGGAACCCCGCCUCCCCCACCAGGCAACAGAUUUGGAAGUAAAGACCAGCCAAACAACUACGAGCCCCCCCCACCACCCCCACCAAACCGGUUUGGGAAUAAAGAUCAGCCAAGUAACUAUGGGACUCCACCUCCACCGCCAAACCGCUUUGGCAACAAGGACAUACCUAAUUUGUACGGAACUCCACCGCCUCCACCCAGCCGGUUUGGGAACAAGGAACAGUCAAGCAACUAUGGAACACAGCCACCUCCGCCUGGCCGCUUUGGGAAUAAGGACCAAGUGGACAACUAUGGAACUCCUCCACCUCCCCCACCAGUGCGCUUUGGAGGCAAGGAUCCACCUAACAAGUAUGACCAGCCGCCCCCUCCUCCACCAAGUCGCUUUGGUAGCAAGGACCAACCAAACAAUUACUCAAACCCUCCUCCUCCCCCAGGCAGAUUUGGGAACAAAGAUCAGGGAGACAGCUUUGGAAAAUCCAAUGUUGCAGGCCGAUUUGGAAAUAAUGACAAUGACAAUAGUGGAUAUGGAACCCCACCUUUAGGCAACAGAUAUGGAGGCAAAGACAUGCCAAACAGGUUUGGAGGUAAUGACCAGGGAGAGGGCUACUCAAGCUCCUAUCCACACAACCGCUUUGGGAAUCCAGAGUACUCAGACAACUACAGCAAAUCAAACCAAGGGAACAGGCCUGGUAAUUCUGGCCCUUCAAACAAGUUUGGAAACUCGGACCAGAUGAACAGAUUUAAUAAUGAGGAUCCCCCAGAAAACUAUGGGGGAAACCAAGGCUACUGUAACCGAUAUGGUGGUGGAAAUGACUGUGAUGACUACAGGAACUCAGACCAGAUGGACAGGUUUGGAAAGCCGCCUCAGCAUAGCAAAUCCAACAUGCCCAACUCAUCAAAUGGACCCAACACAUCGCAGAGCUUACUUGGAACACCAAAUAUGAACCAGCAAAAUAAUUUUGGAAACAACACAAACAAGCAGCAGCAACAACAACAGAAGCAGCAGCAGCAACAACAGCAGCUUAACAAACCAACACAGAGCUUACUGGGUUUCCCAAAUUCAGGAAAACAAAACUCAAUGGGAAACACAGGGCAGAAGUUCAACCCUGCUCCAGGGCUCUUAAACCUACCAGGCAGCAACCAGAUGAACAAAUUUGGGAAUAAGCAGCAGCAGCCAUUUGGCAUAAUGCCAAGUCUGUUAGGAUUUCCUGAUGCAGAUAUGUUUAACAAAUUCACAAGUGCCAUGCAGAAGAUGGCACAGGCUCAGUUCAACACCGCAGGUGGCUUGUUGCCGCCCCCGGACAUGGCCAAUCGAGGUGGUGGAAAGACUGCAGAGAUUGCCCCUCCAGCCAGCAUGGCCCCUUGUAAGGAGCCUGAGCGCUUUAAUGAAGUCCCCAAGAAACCAGUGUCCACAACCAAGAAGCAACUUUCACAGCAAGGUCCACCUAGGAACCCUACACAGCAGGGUAUGCUGCCUGUGAGGGGUCUUCAAGCACAGCUUCAGAGCCUUCAGGCACAAAUCCAAAGUAGGGGCCCAACUUUAGGAAUGGCUGAAGAGCCAGGGAAGAACACAGUGCACUUUGACCUCCUAACUGGGAAGAUGAUUGGCCAGAAGCCACCCCCAAUGACCUUCCAAAGGGGGGGUAAGGGAGGACCACCCCAGGGACGUUUCAGCAAGCGGGCUGGACUUGGCAUGAAGUCAGCCAUGCAUGAGGGCCACUAUGGCAAGGGAUUCAAGGGACAGAAGCAGAUGAACAAGAUGGCGAUGAAGAUGGGGAAGAACAAAGGGUCAAAUGAGUAAGGCACAAAUGAACAAGGCCAUGAAGCAAGGCCAGUUCAAUAAAGGCAACACAAAGAUGGGUCAGAAGAUGGGACAGUAUAACCAGUCAAUGGCAUUCCAGAACCCAUGGGCCAAAAAGGGCCAGUUGCAUGCCACCGCUCCAAUCACGUCCCUGUUUGGCAUGAAGAUGAUGCGGAAGAUGGGCUGGACCCCCGGCGAAGGUCUCGGCAAAAACAGGAAGGGGACGCUUGAGCCGCUGCUGGUCGACGUCAAGACAGAUAGGAGAGGAUUGCAUGCCAAGCAGGAGUCCGCACCAAAGAGGGCAGCUGCACCCAAACUCAAGGAAUUUGAUGGGAAACAUCCUGUAUCGGCACUGAUUGAGCUGUGCACAAAGCGUGAGUGGCCGCCACCGGAGUUCGACAUGAUCUACGACUGUGGACCAGACCACAAGAAGAACUUCCUCAUGAAGGUGAUAGUAAACGGCCACGAGUUCCGGCCCUCAGUAGCAGCAUCAUCCAAGAAGCUGGCCAAGGCAAAUGCAGCUGCUGCCUGUCUUGGGUCCAUCAAGGAUCUAUUUCCUGACCCUCCAGAACCCAAGGCAACAGGCGAUGAGGGGGCCAAGAGUGCCCCACAAGCUGGUGAGACCGAGGCCAAGGCAUAGAACGGCUGCAUUGCGAUGAGAGGGGGAGUAGUAGGAGGAAGAAGACGGUACAAAGAAGGAUAAGGAGAUAGGUGUAAAAAGGAAAAGGGAGGAGUAGAGGAAGUAGAAAAGAAUACAUUACAGGGAGAUAAAGAAAGAGAACAGAGACAAGGAAAAGAUGAAGGAAAAGGAAGGAGGAAGGACAACUGGAAGUAGAGAAGCAGAUGCAAGGCAGAAGAAGAAAAAAGGAAGGAGAAGUAGGAGCAGAAGAUAAAAGAGGAGAAGGAAGAAGAAGAAGAGGACAAAGACUGGAAAGAAAUAGAAGUGAAAAGGAUAUGAGGAGGAAGAGCAACAUAGGAAAGAAGAAAAAGUGUGAAGGGAAAGAGGAAAAGAAAGAUUGAAGAGGAGGAAAUAGGAGACAGACAAAGAGGAAAAUGAAAAGCAAAACCAGCAGCCGUGAUUUGUGUCCCCGAGAGUGACAUUUAUUUUUAUAUUUUUCCAGUUAUGUUCCUUUUAUGCUCUCGAAAUAGGACAAACAUUCUCUCUUUUUUUUCUCUAUGGAGAUGAUCACAGUGAUCUCUGAUUUUGCUUUCCACUCUCUCUCCCAAGGUUGUCAUUUUUUUGUUAUUUAUAUUGUUAGAAGUAUAUAGUAUAUACUACUACUGUUGCUGGAAUGACAAGAAUACAUGCCAUGCCCCUUGUAGCUUUUUGUUCAUUGAUUAUCUUCACAUAUAGAUGGCUCCACAGGUCAUUAAUCACCAAAAAAUCAGUUCCUAGUCCUUCCUAGCUUAUUUGUUUACCCAUUUUCCUUUAUUUUUAUUAUUAUUUUUUUAAAUUUAUAUUUAUUUUUAUUGAUAAUAAAAUUCAAAUCACAAUGUCAAUAACAAUACUAAUCUAAACAUUAUGAAGAGCAUUAGAAAAAAAAAAAUCCUAAAAAAAUCGUAAGGGAAAUGUGCUGACGACAUGUAAGGUUACUAAUUGGCACUGUGGUGGCUGUGUAAGUGGCACUGUGGUGGCUGUGGAGCUGUGUAAGUGCAAACAGAAUUCAUACAAAAAAACUACAAUUUACAGUGAGAUUAUCCAACAACAAUGGGUAAAAAUUAUUAUUAUUAUUAUUAUUAUUAUUAUUAUAUAUUUACUUUGUUUAUUCUUCAAUUGAUUUUCCAAUUUUAAUUUUCAUCACACAAUGUCAGCCAAUUUUUCUAUUAUAUUUUAAGAAAACAAUUGCUGUAGACCAAGUGAUGGAGAGAAUGUUUGAAAAGUCUCAAACCAAUAAACAAACAAACAAAACACAAAACAAACAGUCUCCCCUUUUUAAUAUUCAGAUUUUAUUUUUCUUCUUUUUUUAGUUAUUAGUCUAAAGUUAGAUGUUAGAUCUAAUUUGUGGAGUUUGUUAGAUGUAGUUUUAGUGAUGAUUUGACAUGUGGUGUAAGUCUGUUUGUCUCUCUCUCUCUCUCUCUCUCUCUCUCUCUCUCUCUCUCUCUCUCUCUCUCUCUCUCUCUCUCUCUCUCUCUCUUCUCUC